AUGACAUGUUGUUUGCUCUGUAUAUAUAUAAACUUUAGGAGANUCGCCGUCGCGGCCAUACACACACGUGGAAGACACGUGUGCAUAGUUCCAGACGAGGAGUCGCGGUCGGAGUACGAGGCAGUGAUGAAAGGAGUCGUCAGGAGUGAAUCAACGGAAGUGAUGGUAGGCGAAUCUACGGAGGACGUGGUGGAGAGAAUCUCCGGCGUGGAUUUCAUGGUGGUUGAUUCUAAACGCCGCGAGUUCGUCAAGGCGUUGGGAUUAGCGAAAACGAGCAAAAUGGGCGCCGUUUUGGUGUGCAAAAACGCCACGCAGAAAUCUAUCCCCGGGUUUAGAUGGCACGGAGUUUUGAGACGCGGCACACGUGUCGUGAGAUCGGUGUUCUUACCCGUUGGAGGAGGUUUAGAUAUCGCACACGUGGGAGCCAGUGGUAAUAAUGAUUUGAAGAAGCCUCCUAGCCGUUGGAUUAAACACAUAGAUCCUCAAUCUGGAGAGGAACACUUGUUUAAGCAUGGUAAGAUGCCAUAUGACUUGGAAAAUUACAAGGAGAUGGAAGAGAUUAAUGAUAUUAACUUUGAGAAGGAUAGAGAGGCUGUUGUUAUGAAAACUACUUCUUCAUAA
Camelina sativa (false flax) is the source of this 621-nucleotide messenger RNA. Lineage: Eukaryota; Viridiplantae; Streptophyta; Magnoliopsida; Brassicales; Brassicaceae. The record is from RefSeq and is a predicted model, not a curated record.